Molecule: messenger RNA, 797 nt
Organism: Sitodiplosis mosellana (orange wheat blossom midge)
Lineage: Eukaryota; Metazoa; Arthropoda; Insecta; Diptera; Cecidomyiidae
Product: histone H1-like
Exons: 1
Coding region: 52-729 (225 amino acids)
Biological process (GO): nucleosome assembly; chromosome condensation; negative regulation of DNA recombination
Cellular component (GO): nucleus; nucleosome
Molecular function (GO): nucleosomal DNA binding; double-stranded DNA binding; structural constituent of chromatin
Source: RefSeq, a predicted model, not a curated record
UCGUAUACAAAACGUUCUACAAAGCGACUACUCAAACCAAGCGAAAACAAAAUGGCCGACUCAGCACCAGCACCAGCAGCAGCAGCAGCUCCAGCCGCCGCUUCACCAGCUGCCAAGAAAGCAAAGGCACCAAAAGCCAAGAAGCCAGCGUCGAAACCAACCCACCCACCGACAGCCACUUUGGUUAACGACGCAAUCAAAGCAUUGAAGGAACGCGGUGGCUCAUCGUUGCAAGCAAUCAAGAAGUACAUCGCUGCCAACAACAAGGUCGAUGCCGAGAAAUUGGCUCCAUUCAUCAAGAAGUACUUGAAGGGUGCAGUCGAAAAGGGAACAUUGGUUCAAACCAAAGGCAAAGGCGCAUCCGGCUCAUUCAAAUUGUCGGCUGCCGCUCUCAAGCCAAAGGUCGAAAAGAAGAAGCCGGUGAAGAAAGCAAAGGCCGACAAACCGAAGAAGCCAAAGGUAGCAAAGAAACCAGCUGCCAAGAAGGAAGGUGCCAAGAAGAAGCCAGCCGCAAAGAAAGCCGUUUCGGACAAAGCCAAAGCAGCGAAGAAAGUCGGUACACCAAAAGUGAAAUCGGCUAAGCCAAAGGUGAAGGCUCCAUCAAAGCAAAAGGCAACCAAACCAUCGAAGUCUGCUGCACCAAAGAAGCCAAAGACACCAAAGCCAAAAACUGCAAAGAAACCAGCUGCAGCCAAAAAACCAAAGGCUGCCAAGGCACCAAAAGCAUAAACGAUUCACAGUCAGUGACUGUCAUAAAAAAUCCCUCGAUAUUCGAGACAAAAACAGCUCUUUUCAGA